UUUUAUUUUGUCAUCAGUAACCGGAAGUGCAGUGGAUCAUUCCGUGUCCCUGACAGUUGGUGUCUUCCGCAGUGACCGAAGUUUUCCUCGUCCUCCCGUCGCCUCCAGCCGGUUUGAACGGGACCUGGUGACGGAGACGCGGGGUUGAGGAGCGGCUAACCCGGUGUAGAGGUGAGCGGGACGCGCUGGAGCCCUGAGCCGCCUCUGGCUCCCGCUGCUCGGCGGCUUUAUCUCACUUUGUCGUUAGAAUCGUGCGGACGCAGAGUAAAAUGGAGGCUGAGAGCUAACGGACGAACUGUGGACCGUCAAAGUCUGUUUCCUGCUUCCGGUGAACGGUCGAGCGGCUCCAACUCCACCCUCCAGCCGCUCAGGAUGUCCGCUGACCCCGCUAACUUCAGCCUCCUCCACCGGACCUGUAAGCUGGUGGUGCUGCUGUGUCUCCUCCACAUCUCCGUCACCGUCGUCUUCUACGUCCGCUCUCUGGACAUCCGGUCCGCCUUCGUCCAGAACCAGCAGUCCCACAGUAAUGUCACUGAGCGGAACCAGUUACCAUCCACCGGGGUCAACUCCAGAACCGGUCCGGCCGAGACCGUGACCCCGAAAGACGAACCCGGGAAGGGCCAGCCGCAGCGGGGGGAGCAGGAGCCGUCGGUCCUGGAGCUCCAGCCGGAGAAGAAGCUUGAGAAAUGCCCCGAGACGUCACCUCUGCUGGUGGGUCCCCUGAGGGUGGAGUUUACCACCUCCAUCAGUCUGGAGCAGAUAACGAAGAGCAACCCUAACCUGCGGCCGGGCGGACGCUUCAAACCCAAAGACUGCGAGGCGCUGCAGAAAGUCGCCAUCAUCAUCCCGUUCCGCAAACGAGAUGAACACCUGAAGUACUGGCUCUACUACCUGCACCCCAUCCUGCAGAGACAGCAGCUCGACUACGGAGUAUACGUCAUCAACCAGGACGGAGUCGAGAUCUUUAACCGGGCCAAGCUGCUCAACGUGGGCUACAACGAGGCUCUGAAGGAGUACGACUACGACUGUUUUGUCUUCAGUGACGUUGACCUGAUCCCCAUGGACGACCGCAACACCUACAAGUGUUUCAGCCAGCCGCGACACCUGUCUGUGUCCAUGGACAAGUUUGGCUUCAGGCUGCCAUAUAACCAGUACUUUGGAGGAGUCUCAUCUAUGAGUAAAGAACAGUAUCUGAAGAUCAACGGCUUCCCUAACAACUACUGGGGCUGGGGAGGAGAAGACGAUGACAUCUACAACAGGUUGGCGUCUAAAGGCAUGUCCAUCUCCAGGCCGAACGGCGAGGUGGGAAAAUGUCGGAUGAUUCGACACGACAGAGACAAACAGAACGAGCCGAACCCUCAGAGGUUCAACAGAAUUGCUCACACCAGAGAUACGAUGCACAAAGACGGGAUCAACUCUCUCUCCUACAAAGUGGUGAAACUAGACAAGUUUGACCUGUUCACUAAAAUCACGGUGGACGUGGGGAAACCGUGAGGCGGAGCAGGAGAGGUCAUGUGACCAGCGACGAUGCAGUGAAAACCAUAUGCUGACUUGAAUCUGUGGCGUCUGCUCUGAUGAUCAGAUGAGCUGGUCUCACUUUUUCUUUUAUUCUUUUUAUUUUAUGAAUUCUCUCAUGACUCGUCUCUGAUUGGCCGCUGACUUUAACCAACAGCUGCCUCCCUCUGUCAGUCCAACGCUGCUGCAACACAUCCCGAACAAGCCUUUUAUUUUGAAAAUCAGACAAUCAGAGCAGCAAGGAGGGGGCUGCUGGGUCACAUGGUCCAGACAUUUACUGGUGGGGGAUUAUGGGUAAUGAGCAGGUGGGUUUAGAUCUGGUCUGAUCCUGGUUCUUUUGAUCUGGAUCAAUCCCCCACAUGUUGGUGUGAAGUAAUCUGAACUCAUGGUUCAGAUUACAGAUGACAAUGGGCCUCAUUUACUAACAUCUGCGCAGAAAUGUUCUUACACAAAAUAAGUGGGUACGCAAAAUCCCCGCCUGAUUCAUUACUCGUGCGCACCAGCCGAUUCUGUUCUCCCCACCAUGCGUAUGUCUGUGAAUCAGGAUCAUUCUGAAUCGACAGGCGCGUGUCCACUCUCUGCAAUUAGCAUACUGACACUCCUCUAUUUGUCCUUAUGAGGACAUGCGUUUGUCAUGAAGAGAGCGGUGUGCUGAACAGUUGAAGUUAUAAGAGAUGCCUCCAAAAGGUAAAAAACAGAAAGAAUCUCACAACAGCGCAAAGGCGAACGGAGGUGGAAGACACAAAAGAGACACUUUUCUGUAGCGUGUCCUCAGGAGUGACGAUGUUUAGCUGAACUAAACAUGGACUCUGCUGAAUAAUUAUAACACCGCUGCUUCAGGAUCAGGACAGACGCUCAUUAAAGGUCUGUGUCUGAGUCUCUGUUGGAGUGUGACUCCUCCUCACGUACAGGACUGACCUUUACUUUGUGUUUGUUUGAUUCUCUAGAGUUUAUGAGACACAUGUUAAACCUGCUACACAACACGAGACGUAACACACAGUCAGGACAUCAGAGUUAAAGUGAGAGGAACGAGUCAUGACCCGACAUCAUCGAUUAAUUACUGAAUACAUGUGAUUAUCAGUUCGUCUGAAGAGGGACAGAGACGAACACACACACACUCUCCUGCAGAUUAUGACACAACACAGUGUUUUAACACUUAUUGUUGCAGA
Molecule: messenger RNA, 2684 nt
Organism: Hippoglossus stenolepis (Pacific halibut)
Lineage: Eukaryota; Metazoa; Chordata; Actinopteri; Pleuronectiformes; Pleuronectidae
Gene: b4galt1l
Product: DP-Gal:betaGlcNAc beta 1,4- galactosyltransferase, polypeptide 1, like
Exons: 7
Coding region: 373-1494 (373 amino acids)
Biological process (GO): carbohydrate metabolic process; protein N-linked glycosylation
Molecular function (GO): cytoskeletal protein binding; beta-N-acetylglucosaminylglycopeptide beta-1,4-galactosyltransferase activity
Source: RefSeq, a predicted model, not a curated record